Molecule: messenger RNA, 675 nt
Organism: Argentina anserina (silverweed cinquefoil)
Lineage: Eukaryota; Viridiplantae; Streptophyta; Magnoliopsida; Rosales; Rosaceae
Biological process (GO): biosynthetic process
Cellular component (GO): cytoplasm
Molecular function (GO): isomerase activity
Source: RefSeq, a predicted model, not a curated record
AUGGUGAAGACGAAACCGGUGAAAUACUUUGUGGUGGACGCAUUCGCCGAGUCAGCCUUCAAGGGGAACCCUGCUGCAGUUUGCUUGUUAGAGGAAGAUAGAGAUGACCAAUGGUUGCAAGCUCUGGCCUCCGAGUUCAAUCUCCCGGUCACUUGUUACUUGACUCAUAUCAUUGACAUUACUAAUGCAGCUAGCUGCAGUUUUCAUCUCAGAUGGUUUUCGCUUAUCAAUGAGGUUCUAAAUAUUCAAUUUUCACCUACUGUUUUCAUUUACAUUGCACUUCUAACUAGUAGUAGUGGCAAACAUGAAAAUAUACGUGUCCAGGUUGUGCUUCCAUCAUCAGGAACCGCUAUUGCGGAUUUACAAAUAAAUUUUGAUGCCAUUGAAAAAUUUCCGGGCUCGAUGGGAGUGAUUGUAACAGGAAUUGCUCCUCCAGAGUCAGAUUUUUACAGCAGAUUCUAGCCAAAUUUUCGGAUCAAUGAGGAUCAUGUUUGUGGUAGUGCACAUUGUGCAUUAGCAACAUUCUGGUGCAAAAAGAUGGGGAAGAAUGAUUUCGUCGCAUAUCAGGCGUCCCCCAGAGGGGGGAUACUAAACAUUCACCUAGAUGAGCAGAAUCAGAGGGUCCUGCUGCAAGGCAAAGCUGUUACUGUCAUGGAAGGAGCUGUUUUAGUUUAA